UUUGUCGUCAAACAAUUUUGUCAAGAGUCGGGGGUGUUUCAUUAAUUCUUUGUUUAUAAAUUUAUUAAACCUUUUUCUGUAUAAAUCAUGAUCCUCUAGUAGUUUAAUGUUAAAUAUUAUACGAUCCAUCGUUGCACCGAUAUGCUAUUAUGUUAGCGGUAGUGGGUGUCGAUAAAGUCUCUUUUCGUGUGUAUGUUGCCAUUCAAAAUGGCAGGAGCGAAAGAUUCGCUUUUGGACAUGAGCUGAUGUGAAGCGGAAAUGUUUUUGUGAUUCGUGCGACGGGCGUGUAGUGUGAGUGGACGAUGGUCAUGUGGACAAAGUGACUAAAAUGGGUUCUCAGACAUUGGAAAUCCUUCGCCAGGGUAUAUGGGCUUCGCUGACAGGGGGCUGGUUCUAUGACCCGCAUCAGAAUCUGUUCUGUAAUACCGUGCACCUGUACAUCUGGUUGUUCCUGCUAUGCCUACCCUUCUCUGUGUACUUGUACUUUCCUCCGGCCAGCGUAGGGUGGUUGAUAUACUGUGCGCUCGUUGCCGUCUUGUUUACUACACUAAAGUUGAUCAACCAUGGUCUCCACCACAUGUACGAUACAAAUGAGAUGAUUGUGCAGCCGUGUGAGGAUGGAGAUGCCAAUAAUACAAACACUGGGGAACAGGAAGGCAUGGAGAUGCAGACACUCAAUGGUGCCGCAGCUGCCCAGAGUGACAAUGAGUCUGUCACAUCUAUAGAAUAUCAUAAGCCUAACACUAGCACUAUAGAUUUAAAAGUGGACGUCCACAGAAAAAAUAGUUCUGAAUCUAGUGUAGAAGAUAGCGCUGUGUCUGCCAAACAAUCUGAACCCGUGGCGACGACGAAAUCUGAUCUGUGCGUCGCGCAAACCGCGGAGACGGGACCGUCCAAAUCACGCCCCAACAGAACUAGAUCGAAAUCCAACAGAAGAGACCACAGACCGAAGACAAGAAGGGGCGGGCGCAUUGAUGAACUUAUUGUUGAAGAAAUUCGUACGAGAGAUGGGAACUUGCCUGUACAUAUGUUUGUCGACGAGGGCCCUUUCGCGAAGGUCAGCAGGCGAUACCACGAAUGUUCCCAUCGACGUGGUUCGAACAACAGAGACUUUUUCAAGGAGUGGUUGUACUUAGAUGCCAAUGAAGCGGCAGGUGAACCGUACCAGUCGAAGUUCGCUCGCCAGCUCAGCUCAGACUCAAAAGACAAUUCGGAGCCGAGCGUCGGCCCCUCUUCGCCCAAAAAGAGACUGGCGCAGAGGCGGAGGUACGCGAACUAUCCCGACGAAAGCUGCACCAAAUCAGCCAUAGCCCUAGCCACUGCCCAAUCGUCGAAUAUGCGACGAAAUUCCAAUUCGACCAUGUCGACGAUCCAACUGCCCCUACUUAAUUCGACUGCCCAACUCGUUUCACACAUGCGAAGGCAUUCCAACAACGCCGACACGGGAUUCUUCGCGAGCGUGGAACUCGGUGAAUACAUGAUGGUAAAGACUGAAGCCCCGACCUGUGAAACCGAUAAGGCAAAGAACAAGAGCCCCGGGGUUAGACGCAUUAAAAGUGCCGCGUUAGAAAUAGGUUGUCCUCCCCCCAGCGUAUCUAAUUUAUCUCCCCAUCCGAACAGUGCCGAAACCAUAGGUGGCCAAAUGCUUAAAAAUCCAAAGAGUGCCGUGAUACCGCCCCCGAGUAAAUGUCUGACUCGCGGGCCGCACCUAAAUCUAUACCCAAAGAACGAGACGGGAGAGGGAUCCAGCUAUCCCUAUCUCACUUACGGAUCGGAAAUCGUGUAUCCGAUCGCCGAAAUAUCCGACGAAAUGCAGACUUCGCAAAAAGAGACUGACUUAGAUUCUAGUGGAGAUAGUUAUAGUGAAUACGAGGAUGAGAAACAGUUCCGGGGCUUCGACUGGGACGCGGAGCAGUCGCCGGUGGCUCGAUCCAGUGAUUCGGAUUACGAAAAUAACGGAUCUAGGUCACCACUUUUGGACCGUUCCAAUGACAUCAGAAUAGUUCGCUCGAAAACGCAGGGCGAGGGUAAAAAACACUGUUGUGAUAGGCAUCAAAGUUCCAAAGGAACCCAGGACAGGUUGAGUGAGAAACCGAAGCCGGUUAGGUUAAAAAGAAAUAACAAACCCGAGGCUAAACCAUCCCACACCUGUGAUUGUAAAUAUAAUAUUAAUACGGACUAUUUUGAUAAAGCUAGUGCGAGUUCAAAGGAUCUCCUCAUUGAAAAGUCGAGCCUCGAGUCGAACGAAAAUGCGGAUCCUUCGGAGAGACGCGAGAAAAAACCGGUCGAGAAAAAACUUUGGGACCACGAUAUUUCUAACACGAGCAGCAGUAGUGAAAUAGAAAGGCCCGACGAUGAUGAGAAGGGUAAUACAGGUAAUGCCCCAGAAACGGAGGAGUCGCAGUUGACUUGUGACAGCAAGAGUCCAGACGAAAAUAGUGUAUAUAGCCUCGAUUGGUUAUUUGAGGAAUCGUCGGAUACCAAAGAGAGUGACAGUAAAGAAAGUACCACUGAGGAAGGUACGAGAAGAGUAGCAGCAGCUUUGGGCGAGUCAUCAUCUAAUGUCCCAAAAAACUUAGGCGCUAUACCCAAACAGAUGAAAAAUUUGGCUCGCUCCCGAGCGUCGUCACAAAAAGAGAACAAAUUAAGGGAAUCUAGGAAAGAGAAGGAUGAAAAUCAAACUGACGACAGAAACCUCUUAGAUGCUGUUGAAGCUCAGGCGGCUCUAGUUCAGGGGUUGGAGAGUUUAUUUGCAGCCACUAACGCGAACACAGUCGUUGUACCGCCGUUAAACAGGGACGAGAGGUCAAGAAGUCAUAGACAAAGCGUCCGAAGCGAAAGAGAGAACUCACAGAAAGCUCGAAAACGUUCAAUAGAAGAGGUGGCACAAACAUCAACCAAUACGUUGCUGCCAACAACCAUGCCACUGCUAGCUGCGUUUCUCAAUUCAAGAGUAGACUUGACGCCAUGUUGCAACCAAGAGAAUGCCGCAAAUCCGGAAACGGGGCAACCGAAUGACGAAAAUCAAAGACUGAGACCACUUAUGGAUAGAAAUCAUAGGAAUAGAGUUAGGAAAAUUAAACGAUCGACCCGCCAACGAAACAAUCCUUCCCAGAGCUCCUCAGAUAAGAAAGACAAGUCCAGUGUUAUAGAGAAUAUCAACGCGAAUGGCGUACAUUUUGCCACCUCAUUCGAUGACACGACUGAUGGUGCUAUUCACUGCUUUAUGGACGAACAUGGGCAUUGGAUGUCGUACACAUUUGAUAAGAACAGUUCCGGACGUGCCCAAGCUACUCUUAUCCCACUGCCAAAUAAAGAAGACAACACGCGAAGUGCAACCGAAAAGUCCUGUGAAAAUCACGACAAUUCCCAGGAAACUGCCGGUGAGGGUAGUUGUGGUUCGCUAGAGUCCGAAGCUGCCCAAAACGAAUCGAUACCGAAAACGAAACGAACGUCCAGCACAGAUUCCUCCACACAAGGCAGCAUAAAACUACCGCCUUCGGUGUCCAGUAACAACAACAUAUCAACAAUAGUUCCCAUCAAUACGAACCCAGGAAAUACGAAUAAAAGGUUUUACGUCUUUGAUGGGGGUACCGGAACGCAAUCAGAACAGAUACGGUCUCCAGUAACCUUCGCGCCGGAUUGUUUUCUUGAAACGAGAGUUCUGGAGCAGAUAGAAGCAGAGAGACAGACUAGAAUGGGGCUUCCGAGUAUGCACAUAAACUUCCUAAUGAGCCAAUUUCAGGCGCAAGUCCAAGCGGAGAAUGCGUCGUUUCACAGCUCGACGCUUAUGCCUCCGAUAGGCGAGGAGGAGAGAAGCGUAGAAUUAAACAUACGGAGUAAAUUUUCAAAGCUAAUGGAUGAAAUUGACAAAGCGAACAAACCUAAAACGAAAAGUUUCUACAAGUUCAAGUUCUCGAAGUGUUGGGAAGUCAAAGUCACGAUGGACAGGUUAAAACUGAUGGCGCUGUUCGACCGAAACUUGACAUUCAAGGAGACGUUUGUUUCGAUAUUCCUAGCCGUCGCCGUGGCGGUUCUCGGCUCGAUGGUGCUAAAUCUCGGCUUCUACAAAGACAUUUACGCCUUCUGGUUCUGUUUUAUAAUGGCCGGGAGCCAGUAUUCCCUGUUGAAAAGCGUCCAACCAGAUUCAGCGUCACCGGUCCAUGGCUUCAACAAGAUGGUACUAUUUUCCCGUCCAGUUUACUUCUGCCUCUGCACGGCCUUAUUAUGUGCAGCUCAUAAUCAACUGCAAGACGUCCCGCAGAGCGAAAGUGACACCCGAAGCAAGCGAAGCGUGGACGAUAAGACUCCAUUCACCGUCUACGGGAUCGUGAUAAAUGAGCGCGACUUCUUCUUCAUAAUCCAGGAGAUCCUUUCAAAGUUCCUCCUAUUCUUUCCUCUGGCUUUCAGCCUGGGCCUGUUUCCUCAAGUGAACACCUUCCUCAUGUACUUAUUGGAGCAGAUAGAUAUGCACAUUUUUGGUGGGAAUGCUACGAGUAGCCUGAGUGCCGCAGUGUACUGUGUUGUUCGCUCGCUAGCCGCUAUAGGCGUUCUAUACGGAUUCGCCUACAGUGGUAUAGUCGAGGGGAAGAAAUCUCAGCAUCAGAAACAUAACAUACUGUUUUCUAUAUUCUGCGGUCUGCUUGUACCGAUUGCGUAUCAUCUGAGCAGAAGUGCAAGCGAUUACUCGCUCAUAUGGAAUCUGAUAAAGAAACAUCUCCUACCUCCAGAACUGUACGUCAUGCAUACACCAGAAUGUGCGCCGGAGACAGAAAAAUCCGAGCCAAAUCAACUAACGGAAGAGAAGAAGAACAAUUCUGAAAGCAACAUUUCGAAGCAGAAUUCAAUAGGAAGCUCGGCGUCGAAAAUCAAUUUUAGUUCAGAGACGAAUAUAGCGCGAAACCAAAAGAGGUCGCAAACAUCCAGCGUCAAUUCCCUGAAGAUGGAGCCGAGAGGGGAUUCUAUGACGUCCACGACCUCCCUUAAAGGAGAUCCACCAACAGAAAACGAAGAUAAAAGCAGAGACUCAAACACCCUGAACUCGAAUGCAAAUAAACCCGAUGAAAAACAAGAUGAGGAUAUGGAAGAUCCCUUGCCCAAGAAGCUACAAGAGACCGUAAACGCGAGGCUAAAGAAUGACGUCAUAGUGUGCACUUUUCUCGGGUUAUUCGUAUUUGGCCUGCACUGUACCACGGUCUUCACGACGUUGGAGCCACAGCUAGACACAGCGUUAUGGAUAAUCUGCGGUAUACUCGGCUGGUUGCUGCACUACAUAAUCCCUCAGCUCCGGAAACAGCAGCCGUGGUUAUGUCUGGCCGGUCCGGUGCUGAAGCAGCACGAACACGCCCAGUUCGAAGUCACAGAACCCGCUAAACUUAUGUAUUUUGAGAAGAUAUUCGUGUACCUGUGCUUCGUGGAGCGCAACGUGAUAUACCCUGGCGUCGUGAUCGCGGCGACUACGCAGGCGGCGCCCGCACUCGCGUUGAAGUACGGCGACGCGGUCGGCGCGCUCGUCAUGUGUGUGUGCGCACUCAAGUGUCUGCGUAACGCGUACUCGGAGACUGACAACCAAUACCUGAUUGUCGUGUUUGCGGUGCUAGUGUUUCAACUGGACUUGGCCACGCGUGCCGUGUCAGAGACCUUCCUAGUUGACUAUUUCGUUAUGGCCAUAGUGUUUAAUAAAGUCUACGAGUUCCUGCUAAAGGUUCAAUUCGUCGUGACAUACAUAGCGCCGUGGCAGAUCACGUGGGGCAGCGCGUUCCACGCGUUCGCGCAGCCGUUCUCCGUGCCGCACUCCGCCAUGCUGUUCCUGCAGGCAGCGCUGUCGGCGCUGCUGUCCUCCCCGCUUACGCCAGCGCUAGGUAGCGCAAUAUUCAUGACGUCAUACGUGCGACCAGUCAAGUUCUGGGAGAGAGAUUACAACACAAAGCGAGUAGAUCAGAGCAACACGCGACUGUCUUCACAGUUGGAGAGGAACCUUGGGGCGGACGACAACAACCUGAACUCGAUAUUCUACGAGCACCUGACGCGGUCGUUACAGCACUACCUGUGCGGGGACCUCAUGCUGGGACGCUGGGGGCAGGUGCAACAGGGGGACUGCUUUGUGCUGGCAUCAGACUACCUCAACUGCCUCGUCCACAUCGUGGAGAUGGGCAACGGUCUGGUGUCGUUCCAGCUGCGCGGGCUCGAGUUUCGCGGCACGUACUGCCAGCAGCGCGAGGUGGAGGCCAUCUCCGAGGGGCCGGAGGAGGGCGCAGAAGGCUCCUGCGGCGGCCGUUGGGCUUUAGGCGGUCGGGUGCUCGGCAUCGGCGCGUGCUGGGCGCUGCGCUGGCUAGCGUGGCAGCUGGCGGCGGCGCGCUACGUGCUGGAGGGUUACUCCGUGUCGGACAACAGCGCGGUCUCCAUGCUCCAGGUGUUCGACUUCCGGAAGGUGCUGCUGACGUAUUAUGUCAAGAGUAUAAUCUACUACACCGUCCAGUCCCCGAAGCUAGAAGAGUGGUUGUCUUCGCCUGAAUUGUGCGAAGCGUUGCGGCCGAUGAGCGAGCGAAGCUUCGUGGAUCUGGAUCCGAUAUUCAACGUCAAUCUAGACGAGGACUAUGACUUCAGAGCUUCGGGCAUUACUAGGAGUCGUUUCUGCGCCGUCUAUCAGGAGUGGAUAGCGCACUGCGGCGCGCGGCGCGGCGCGGCGUGGCGGCGGGCGGCGGCGCGGGACUCCGCCCUCGUGACGCUAUGCUUCGCCCUCAGCCUGCUCGGCCGCAGGGCUCUAGCGGCCGCACACCAUCUGUCGGCGUCCAGUUGUCGGCACAGCGUGGAGUUUUUCCUGUACGGGCUGCACGCGCUCUUCAAAGGCGACUUCCGCAUCACGUGCGCGCGCGACGAGUGGGUGUUCUCUGACGUAGCUUUGUUGGACUCCGUGCUAGCGCCGGCUGUGCGUAUGGCGCUUAAGCUGCAUCAGGAUCACUUCAUGUUCCCCGAGGAGUAUUGCAACAGUACGGCGCUGUACGCCGCGAUAUCGUCGCACUCGCAGCGUCUAGUUAUAUGCCACGAAGCGGCGCCGGCGUGGCGACACAAUGUGCUGCGCGGCGCGCCGCAUCUGUUGGCGUUAAGGCACGUGAUGGACGAAGGCAACGACGACUACAAGAUAAUAAUGCUCAACAAACGUCACCUGGGGUUCCGCGUGAUCAAGCUGAACCGCGAGUGCGUGCGCGGGCUGUGGGCGGGGCAGCAGCAGGAGUUAGUGUACCUGCGGAACCGCAACCCCGAGCGAGGGUCCAUACAGAACGCUAAGCAGGCGCUGCGAAACAUAAUAAAUUCGUCGUGCGACCAGCCAAUCGGUUACCCGAUCUACGUGUCGCCGCUAACGACGUCGUACGCGGACACGUCGCCUCAGCUGCGUGCAUUACUCGGCGGUCCGCUCAGCGUGCGCGGCAUACGCGACCACCUGCAGCAACUGUGGCAUAGGAUACGUCGUCGAUGCGGCGAGGGGUGCUCGAGCGGCGCGUGCGAGGCGGCGCAGGUGGAGGCGGGACGCGCACGCCCGAGAAGCGCGGCCCCGCCCACCGCACCGCCUUCACAGCUAGGGAGUACGCGCGGCAGCGUGCGGUCGAGUGCGGGUAAACCAACGCUCGCGUCGCUAACCGGUUUACUGCGGGAUCCUUUGGUCGGUGGUUCGCAAGACACGUACGAUCGCGGUGAUGAACCUGCAGCUCAAGUGCAAUGCGCGGAGAGCGGUCCGGAGCGAAGACGCGAGGAGCGACGUCGGGACAGACCGCGGUCGAGGCCGACGCUAGCGUCUGGCGGUCGUCGUCGGUCUCGCGCGCUGCCGGCGCUGCCCGCGUCGUUCCGUCUGCUCGCUGCCUCCGACACACUACACGCCAUACGGACCUAUGAUCAGAGUGGCUGGGAAGGACAUCGAGACACACCACGUAGAGCCGUCAGCGCUAAGGUAUCUUCAGUGGCUAGCGCAGGGUCAUCGCUAGAGGACCUAGCCGAUGCAGCCGACUGCCGCAUCAUCGCCAACCGCGCUGCCCGACAUGACUCUGACCCCAGAUACUUCCUAAACGAAGGCACAUCGAAGGAUCUAUCCAAACUGAGCAAAGAGAUACGCCACGAGCGCGAGAGCUAUAGAGAGCUAACCGGUCGCUACAUAGAGAGAUCCGAAGCUAUACCACUCAAGGAAACACACUACGCCGACAAAGACUUCAAGAAGGAGCCGAAAAAGGACCCUAAACCGAAGGAGAUAAAAACGAAAAUCAAACGAUCGGAUUCCAGUAAGAGUGAAGUGAAAGUGAACAUAAGUGUUGGUAGCAAAGUGUUGAUAAUUGAGCCGCUAGGAGUGUACGAUUGUAUUAAUCUGGGCAGGAGGAUAGAUGUGCAGUGGCCUUCGGAGUACCAGAGAGAAAGAGGGGGGAGGAACUAUUGGGAGAGCUGGGUUCCUAUGGCUGGUAUGGAUGGAUUGGUGGUACACAAAUGGACGCCAAACCACCGUGAUCCCAAACUUCGGUCACACGUCGAUAAGAGCAUACUGCUAGUUCAGAUUGACGACAAAUUCGUGCCGAUCGCUGAGAACUGCGUACAAGAUCUGGGCGACGAAGUUUAGACAGAUUAAGUAUAUACAAGUGAGAAAUGUCAAAUAUCUGUCACUGUCAGUAAUGUCAAAACAUGUCAAUGUUAUUGACAUCUUUAUAGAUACGAAAGAACUGAAAUUAUAGAUAAUUAAUGUUUGUUAUGUCCCGAAAGGUAGGAGCGAUUUCAAUGAAUGAGCAUUUAAUGAAGACUACAAAACCACCUGUAGAAAGAGACGACAUGUUUUUAACGGUCCAUAGACUGUAGAGAAAAGUUAUAUUAAAGAUAAUAUUUACAAACCUAUUAAUGAACUGAGACUAAUUUAUCAUUUUUUUUAACUUCAAUUCGCCUCGCAAGUCGCAAUUCAACUCCAUCAUUCAGUAAAAAAUAAAACAUAAUAUUCAUAACGAUACAUUUGAUUUGGUUGCGUAUUCCUAAACUGUCAUUUUCUGAUCUCUUUCAAACACCAAAGUUGAAAAUACUCAAAAUGUCUCAAAUUGACUUAGUGCUCUCUAGGCACGAGAACUAAAAUGGUUGUUACAAACUUAAUGGAUAAAAAAAAGUGGAAAUUGUAUCCCUAAUAUAUGAAGUGUUGAAAAUAGUUAAACUACAUUUAUUCAGCCAAGGAAAAAAGCCGUGUAUAAGAUUUUGUACAUAUAAACUGGCCUUGCAGCAUCGAAAUGUUAACCAGUAUACAAAUAAUAACGCUAUAGCAGAAUAAUAGAAAAAGUAAAAUAAAUGUGAGAUUUCAGUGUUGCAACUUUUAAAAUAAAU
Aricia agestis (brown argus) is the source of this 9339-nucleotide messenger RNA. RefSeq names its product pecanex-like protein 1 (gene pcx). The coding region runs from base 329 to 8599 and encodes 2756 amino acids. Lineage: Eukaryota; Metazoa; Arthropoda; Insecta; Lepidoptera; Lycaenidae. The record is from RefSeq and is a predicted model, not a curated record. Gene Ontology annotation, cellular component: endoplasmic reticulum; membrane. The transcript is spliced from 26 exons. Gene Ontology annotation, biological process: endoplasmic reticulum organization.